GGUCACCGCACGGCCCCCCCGGCACGGCCCCGGCACGGCCGCGGAGGGCGGAGGGGACGAGCGGGGAGCGCGGCGGGGGCGCAUGGAGAGAGCGGGCACGGCGGCGGGCUGGGUUUUUUUCUUCCACCUUCCUCUCAUCUCUGGAAGCUCCAUUGGUUUUGGAAUAGGCAGCAAUUAUUCCAAUCUCCCUCCCCUGAACCAGAGCACGGCAAGCAGCGAGCUGCCCGGCCCCGAAGAGGCGGGCGGUGACAGCAGCCUGCUGGUGUCCCCGCUGCUGGUGGCAGGGGUGGUGAUCGGGCUGGUGCUGUCCCUGUCCUGCGCCACCAUCGUGGUGGGCAGCCUGAGGAAGGACCCCCAGCCGCGGACAGAGCCUGGCUACGCUCCAGAUGGCUUCUCUCACGGUGGCUCUUCUGGAGAGCUGAGAUCCACCUGCAGCGAGGAGUUUCCCCAGGCUUGUGACUUUGGUUCCUAUCUGGAUAUACUUUCUCAGGUCAGCAUCAUGUAUCCUGACCCACCUCCACGCUAUGAUGAAUGUGUGGGGCCAGGAGCAACACAAAUAUAUAUUCCCACAGAUGAUCCCCCCCCAUAUUCUCUCAUGGACCCUUGUCAAGGGAAUGAAACAUCUAUAAAUAUCUAUAUUAGCCAGGAAGAGGAAGCAGCAUCUGGGACUACAGGACAGGCUGCAAAUUCUGCAGUCAGGCUGCAGGACUUUCAGCAGCCCAUUCCAUCAUCUCUGUCAUCUCUCACCCUGGAGGCUGUGCCCCUGUUCAGAUCAGUGGGGUGUGAACAGAAUAUCCUCAUCCCACGUGUCCCAGCAGAGGUACAGAGCAAUUCCUCCACCAUCAGACCCCAGAUCACAUGAAUAGAAGUGGCUCUUUCCUUCAGUACUUCUGAAGAACUCAGACCGACAAAAACAUUUAAAUGGAAGAACAAAACCUCUGGAAGUUUUACUUAUUUUAUAUCUUUCAACAGGGAUGCAACGGGGUUGUGUUUUUUACAGUGACUUUUUAAAGUUUCCCUAAACUUCCCUCUUUGUGCUUCAAAGUGUUCCAUGACCUCACACAGCAUGAAAGAGCAGCAGUGACAAGCAGAACACCCGACCUUCCUGAAGCACUUCAAAACACAUUGAAACCAGGCACUCCUGAUGGAGAUACAAGUUACUUUUGAUGUUAUGACACUUUGCAUGUUUUAGAGCAGAAGGAAAAAAAGAGCAUUUUCUUGUCAUUAGAGGUAUCACGAGCACAUUUUGUUCCAUUUUUUGGCAACAAAGCAUUUUUAAGUGAUUUUUUUGUCUAAGUACGUAUUUCAGUGUACAGAGAAAAGGCACUGCCUAAAAAUGGUGAUGAACAGUACCACAGAGAAGCAAAGGAAAAAAAGGAGAAUAAUACUUGGAUUGCCACAUUUUUCCCUUGGUGUCAGUCUUUCCAGACCAUUGCAAAGCCUGCUGUAAGUCUUCCUCAAAGAAACCAUCAGCAAGUGAUGGAGAAGUGGCAGUGGAUGCUCAAACACCAGUUGGCUUUACCUGCACCAGGCCUGGGAGCUUCAUGUCCUUCCUGGGGACUCGCUGUAGCCAAGGGAAGGGCACAGGAAUCCCAGAGGAUGCUUUAGGCCAAUUCCCACCCAGGAUGCAUUUUCAGGCACGACCCGGUCUCUUCUUUCAAUAAGGAGUGGCAGUUUUGCUACAGUGACCUCUGGGAACUGGUGAGUGUGAUGUAAAUAGCAGGUGCUGGAUUGGGCACAGGAACAGAGAACAUCACUGUGUGCACAAAUCUCAGAGCAGUACCCAGGUCUGAGAAAAGAAAGCAGGCAGACAAGCCCAGGGAGCAACAGCAGGACAUUUCCAUGAUGCUGUGAGGGUCCCCCCCAGCCCUGGCUGAAGGGGACACAGAGUGCCACAGAGGGCUCCCCAGGCAGGGUGUUUGGCCCUGGGGGGGCAGGGCACACACUGACAGCUGGUCCAUUGGCCACCUCUUGCUCCUUUUCCCCCCUGCAGACGAUGCCAAGCCCCAGGGCCCUGCAGCACCUUGCCCAGCUCCCUUGCUGCUGGGUACACCUCCAAAGGACAGCACACCCCAGAGAUCCUGUCUGUUCACCCUGAGGUGCAUCUGUGAGACAGGAACAUCUGCUUGCCCCUCUUCCUUUUCAUGGCCCAGCAAAACAAACUGCAAGACUGGACUGGAGGAGAGCCCUGAGAUCAAAGGGUGAGAGACAACAGCACACUUCCACCUGACUGCCUUAAAAUAGUUUGGAUCCCACUGUUCACUUCUGCCUGGAAUAGUCCCACUCCUCAUCUGGAAGUGAGUCUGGCUGAGGACAGACACAACCCGCAGAGAGAGCCAGGAGAACUCAGCCCUGUGCUUUCCUGGGGAGAGCACCCUUGGGAAAUUUCUUGGCUGUGAUGUUUUGAAACUGGUAAUUGCAAGAAAACCAAUCCCUCUUGUGUUUGCACUACACAUUUUUAAGUCAUUUUUAAAUUCUCUGUCUAGUGGAAAAGCCCUGGGUAUCUACAUCUUCAGUGAGCACCACUCAGCACAGUUAUCAGAGGCACAUCUCCACUAAAUCUUACCGGUGUUUUCACUGAAAUUUAAAAAAAAACACACCACUUCUAGAAAGGAAUUCAUUUACUAUUCCCAUUUACCAUUUUCACCAAAGGAUACAUAAAAUGGAGCAUAGUAAACCUAUAAUUGUGUUCAAAAGGAACCAUCAUCCAAAUAAUUAAAAUUGCACUUAGGUUUUCUGUAAAUAUGAAUGAUUUUCAACCGUAAUCAUCAUCCAACACUCCAAAGAUUGACACAAUUAUAAUUAAUACUUAGAUGGGAAGUAAUUACAUGGUUCUUACUGCUAUAUAAAUUAUACCAUUACUGAGUCAUAUGCACAUGAUGAGAUAAGGUAAGUAUGCAUUUUUUGUCAAGUAGACAACAGUAAAUACGUAUUUUCUAAAAUAACAGAAUUCUUUUGCAGUUCAGCAAGAGUUUCAAUAUCCUCAGUGCACUACACCCAAAAGAACAAAAAUCCACCAUUUUGCAUGGCAAAACUGCUGGCAGGCAUUGGCAGAAUUUCACAUUUGUAUUUUUUAACAGAGAGAACAAUUCCUCUGUAUAAAGUACUAUCUAAACAGUUUUGUGGCAAACAAAGUAUCCUGCAAUAAUCAUCACCUGUAAGGGGCCAGGGGUGAAAUGCUGCCAGUUUUACUGGCAGGACACUCAGCAGUGGAGGAAGGCACAGAGGUUGGUUUGUGCAGAGGAGGAGCUGCUUUCAGAGCUGUGCCUUCCUGCACCUCUGAAAACCUGCCUGGCACACGAACAGGCCGUGGCACCAGCCCUGCUCCCUGCAGGCUCAGACUGGGGAGCUGCAGGGGGAGCUCUGAUAACAGAAAUUAGAAGGUAAAUACAAUUUCUCUUGUCCUCCCAGUGAGCCUCUCACACAUAACGUGACAAACAUGAAGGUUCUUCUGAAGACAAGCACAGAGGGCUCUUCUCAUGUGGCAGACAAUGUGUCUGUGCAUGCUGGGGGAUCCUUUGGACCUAUUUGGCUUUUAAACUUUUUAACAAAGAUUUCAUGGCCUUCCACUAACUCUCUAUCUGUAAUUUACAUAACAAGCUGAUUUUAAGCAGACCUCUGAUGAAAAUGGGAGAUGGACAUUUUACUUCAUGGCAGCAAUGGAUUGGGAAGGUUGUAGAAAACUAAUCAAAGUCUUUCAUCUUUUAGUUGAUGUUGAAGCACCCCCAGCACUGCGAUGUGGGCCGUCAGUGGCAGCGUUUCCUACACUGUCUGCUCCCUCUGGUGGUGUGAACCACUCCAGAAAGUCUGGGCGUCCUGAUACCACAGAUUCACCAAAGCAAUCAGAAUAAUCCCAGAUUAAUCCCACUUCCAUACUGUAGCAUUUGCUGAGUUACCACUGAACACAGGGGUUUGUCAUUCAUUACAAACAAAUAUCUUUCGAAAACAAACUGUGAAUUAGAGGCAGAGUUUGCUGCCUUCAGUGAUACCUUACCAUGACCACCUGCAAGAGUGGCUUAGAAUUCUCUGUUCCUGUUGGUGUUUUUAACUGGGUGAUAUCCAACAAAGCUGUGGGGGAAAAAAAGCUUAUAAAUCCAACCAAAUACCUCUGCAGACAGACAGCACUAGAAAGAGAAGUUUUAGCUCUAAAACACUACAAAGAGAAGUUUGCAGCUCUAGAGCUGCUCCAACAGCCUCCAACACUACUACUACAAACAGUGUUGAGAUUUGUUGUAAUGAUGUAAUAAGGACAUGUUUUCAUUUCUUUAAGAAUAUUUAAGAUCUCAGAUAAAUCUCAGCAAAGUUGGCAGGGGCUCUCCUGAUGCUGCUCUUAGGAAAUUCCUAUCCUGCUAUCAGAUUUCGUCCUAAACUCUUGCAAAAUUCUAAUGCCAGUGCUAAAACCCAGGCUUAACACAGGCCUGUCACUUAUGACAUGACCAAUAAACUGUUUUGCCCACGCUGUUUCUUGCCAUGUGAUCACAAUACUGUAUUUCUGUAGUCGCCUCUUUUGCUCCUACUUUUAGUACUGAUCUUUACACAGGACUUUUAGUAAAGAACAUACACUCUUGGUA
Myiozetetes cayanensis is the source of this 4571-nucleotide messenger RNA. RefSeq names its product brain expressed associated with NEDD4 1 (gene BEAN1). Lineage: Eukaryota; Metazoa; Chordata; Aves; Passeriformes; Tyrannidae. The record is from RefSeq and is a predicted model, not a curated record.